This is a messenger RNA of Schistosoma turkestanicum, 392 nucleotides long. The record is from the annotation of a GenBank genome assembly. NCBI's taxonomy places the organism in Eukaryota, Metazoa, Platyhelminthes, Trematoda, Strigeidida, Schistosomatidae.
AUGGGUGCCUCCAUUGAAGAAUAUCAAAGAGUCGCUCCUCCAUACUCUUUCAUUCAUGUCGACCAAUUCGAAUCACCAGCUCAACUGGCAGACUAUUUGAAAUAUUUGGACAACAAUGAUACUGCAUAUAAUGAGUACUUCGCAUGGCAUGGUCACGGAGUCAUUCAUGAUUUCGAUGCUCAACCUCAAUGUGCAAUGUGUCUACUAGCUCACACAUCUCCUGCAUUUGGUCCAUAUUGGGUACCGAAUGUGGCAAAAUGGUGGAAUGAUGGUUGUAGUGGUCGGAGUUUGCGUUGGAAUUCUUGAAUUGUGAACAUUUACAGCAAGACUGCUUUUUCAAUUCCGAUUGUGACGAUCAUUAACGUAAAUAUUAUUUUUAUUGUUUAUUUUAA